UUCUUGAGCACCACUCAAGCUCAAGACUUGUGUGUCGAGCUAAAAGUAAAAAGGGGGAAAUUCUUCAAACUAUAUCUCAGUUUAAUUUAUUCAAGCUCCAUAAUAAUCUGUGGAGCUCCUCGGCUUGUUUACCUCCCUAAUUCGGUUUAUCAUGAAUUUACCAAUAUACCUUGUCGCUCUUGUUCAUAUGGCCCAAGUUCUGUAGUAUAAAAACUAUAGAAAAUAGUAUAAGUUUACCAUCACGACUUCAUGCUAGCAAAGCUAGCCUUAAGUGCUCCAUUUGCCAGCAAAAUCAGAGCGACUCAAAAAUACCACUUUUGUCACUUUUUUCCCCAACAAAUCAGCAGAUGUUUCCAAGCGAUUCUUGAAAAGGGUUAUAUUACAUGGACCAGUCUCAUACCAGAACUGGCUGCAGGUGGUCAACUAUCAGCUUUGAUUAAUUUGUAUGUCAAGUUUGAGCGUGUGCACGAUGCAUAUGAUCUGUUCGUUGAAAUUCCGGAACCAAGUGUAGUUUCUUGGAAUUCUUUGAUUUCUGGGUAUGUUCGUUCUGGGCAGUUUAGGAAGGCAUUGAAACUGUUUGUUCAGCUGGACGAAUCCAAUCUUUGUGCAGAUUCAUAUUCGUUUACUGCUGCUUUGUCUGCUUGUGGGCAGCUGAGUUUAGUGCAGGUGGGAAGAUCAGUGCAUUCCAAGAUUGUGAAAUAUGGUGUGCAGGACAGUAUUGUUGUUUCCAAUUGCUUGAUUGACAUGUAUGGAAAGUGCGGUUAUGUUGCAGAGGCAAUGAAGGUUUUUGGAGAUAUGAUUGAGAAGGACAUUAUUUCCUGGAACUCUGUUCUAGCAGCAAAUGCUAGAAAUGGGAAGCUUGAACAGGCAUUUGCAAUUUUGCAUCAGGUGCCAGAUCCUGAUACAAUCUCAUACAACGAACUUAUUGAUGGCAUUGCACGGUAUGGAGUCAUAGAAGAUGCUAUUUCUGUGUUAUCAGAAAUGCCAAACCCAAAUUCAUCUUCUUGGAAUUCAAUAAUAACAGGGUAUGUAAACAGGGGCAGAGCCAUCGAAGCCCUGGAAAUUUUCUGCAAAAUGCAUUCAGGUGGUGUUCCUACGGAUGAGUUCACAUUUUCAACUAUAUUGAGUGGCAUUGCUGGUUUAUCAGCUAUUACAUGGGGGAGUUUGGCACAUUGUUCCGUGGUGAAGAGUGGGUUGGAUGGAUAUGUUACUGUGGGGAGUGCUCUUAUUGACAUGUAUUUCAAAUGUGGGCAGAUAAAGGAAGCUGAAAGAUUAUUUCAGUCACUGCCAGAAAGGAACUUGGUUACUUGGAAUGCCCUGAUAUCUGGGUAUGCACACAAUGGUAAUCCCGCAAAGGUAAUUGAGCUCUUUGAGGAGUUGAAAACAAUGAAUUAUUUACAGCCAGAUGAAAUUACUUUUCUCAAUGUUAUUUCAGCAUGUUGGCAUGGUAGGAUCCCUCUGCAGGUCGCGAAUCAGUAUUUUGAAGCAAUGAUGACUGACUAUAUGAUCGAUCCCAUGCCAGAGCAUUGUUCUUUAAUGAUAAGACUCAUGGGACAACAAGGACAUGUAAGCAAGGCUGUGAAGAUGAUUAAUGAUCUGGGAUAUAAUUCUUGUGGAAUGGUUUGGAAGGCUUUGCUUAGUGCAUGUGUGACUUGUGGAGACAUUAAAGUUGCAGAGGCGGCGGCUAGAAAGGUGAUAGAACUGGAGGGUGAUAAUGAAUUUGUGUAUGUAAUGAUGUCCAACAUUUAUGCAUGCUAUGGCAAAUGGGACGAUGUGGGUGGCAUUAGGAAGGUGAUGAAGGAGAGGAACAUAAGGAAAUAUGCUGGUCGCAGUUGGAUUGAAGUUGAAGAUGACACUUCACCAUCCUUGAUAAUGUGAUGCAGAUACAGUUGGGGUUCAUAGAAACUUUUUCUGCCUGAAGGAGGUCCAAUCCCUGUGUUCUGCUGUUCAGUCUGCAUUAAGGGAAAAUCGCGGGCUGGUCUCACGGUCUGCAGCUCUGUAAAGAACUUAUGCUCUCCGGAAUCAAUCAUGUCAUGUCAUCUUUCACCAUGAUUGCCAGUCACCGUGCCACUAGUAACUGAUGUAGGGAUCUCCGUCUACGGUUGUACUGGUGAAUUAAAGUGGGAAACAGAGGUAUAGAGUGAGCGCCUUCCGACAUGAUGCCAUUGGUGAUCAGACAAAAUCCAUGUGUUAAUAAGCUAAAAGCUGCUAUAAUUCUCUCCUGAUCUGAAAUAUCUUGUCUAGUUUGACUUAUAUGAGAGAAUUUUUACAGCAUAAGAUUAUCUGCUUUUCUGAACUUCCUUCCGGCAUCAAAUUGUUUGUUGAUCAUUGCAUAUAAAUUGAUACUUGAGUACUUCUGGUCAAGGAUGGGACCAGUCCGGCGGGUGAGAUGAAUACUUUAAACAAAGUUUGACAGAUGAAUCCUAGCAUGUGGUUAGGAUGUUUUAGUGUGACUGUGCUUCUCUAUGGCAUUGGUAUGCUUGUUUGUGCCGGGAGGCUUGAAGACUCUACCUUUCAUCUCUCCAUCUAUUAUACUCCUGAACUAUCAAAUAAUCUACUAGGGUGCUUGUGAACAUGACAGUAUAUGAGACGAAUAUUAUUUUGGACUAAAGAUUAAAUUUCACAAGAAAUCAUGUAAUUUCUUUAGAAAAGCCGUAAUAGCAAUAAAAUCAGGAAGGCACUUUUUUUCUUUCGUUGUCUUUUCUUAUAUUUGUAUUGGAUAAAUAUUGCCUCUUUACCAUUACCUAAAGCAAUUUUCUGGUCUGGGCUUUAUUGAAGAAUGUAGGUAAGUUACAUGUCCAGAAACAAGUGCUGAUUAACAUGUAGUGUUCAUCCUUACCUUGCUCUUGCAUGCUUGAUCAACUCCAUAACUGCCUUCUUAAAACAUAUUGGUUUCUAUCAGAGUUCAUGGCUUACUAUGUUCUUACAUUCACUCUUAAAACUACCCUUCCCGAGAAAUCAAUUCAUGUAUAUUAGUAUUGCAAGAUCUAAUGAACACCAUGAAUUAAGUCCCCUAGGGCAGAUUUCUGGGUCUUCAGAUCAAGAGUCACAAGCAGGCACAAAACAUCAAGAUGGUAGCAGAUGAAGUCUUACGCCCACACAAUAUGCCAUUUUCUUUAUUUGGAAUUUGGUCUGGAUUUACACAGACAAUAGGUAGCUCUCAUCGACGCUCCACUUUUCAGUAUAGACAAUUUAACUUCAUGUUUUUCAGGGCCAAUGCAACGUGAGUUCAAAGAUAAAGUGAUGCUGUUAAUUUCAGAACCUGGAGUAUGGUUUAGGCUCUAACAAGCAAGCCUGAGGUACAAAUGUUAGAUUUCAAGAAGACAAAAAA
Sesamum indicum (sesame) is the source of this 3331-nucleotide messenger RNA. RefSeq names its product Pentatricopeptide repeat (PPR) superfamily protein. The record is from RefSeq and is a predicted model, not a curated record. Gene Ontology annotation, biological process: RNA modification. Gene Ontology annotation, molecular function: RNA binding; protein binding. NCBI's taxonomy places the organism in Eukaryota, Viridiplantae, Streptophyta, Magnoliopsida, Lamiales, Pedaliaceae.